UUGCUAGAGAAGAUGGAACAUGAUGACAUUUGUAAUAAAACUCUGAAGAUUACAGACUUUGGUCUGGCUAGAGAGUGGCACAGAACAACCAAAAUGAGUGCAGCAGGGACUUAUGCGUGGAUGGCUCCAGAAGUUAUCAAGUCUUCCAUGUUUUCUAAAGGAAGUGAUAUUUGGAGUUAUGGAGUGUUGCUGUGGGAACUCCUUACAGGAGAAGUUCCUUACCGUGGCAUUGAUGGCCUUGCUGUGGCUUACGGAGUUGCUGUCAAUAAGCUUACUUUGCCCAUUCCAUCCACCUGCCCUGAACCAUUUGCAAAACUAAUGAAAGAAUGCUGGGAGCAGGACCCUCAUAUCCGACCAUCGUUUGCCUUAAUUCUUGAACAGCUUACUGCCAUUGAAGGGGCAGUUAUGACUGAAAUGCCUCAAGAGUCUUUCCAUUCCAUGCAAGAUGAUUGGAAAUUGGAAAUUCAGCAGAUAUUCAAUGAAUUGAGGACCAAGGAAAAAGAGCUUCGAUCACGAGAAGAAGAGUUGACAAGAGCAGCUCUUCAGCAAAAAUCUCACGAAGAAUUACUGAAGCGCCGUGAGCAGCAGUUAGCAGAACGUGAGAUUGAUGUACUGGAGCGUGAGCUGAAUAUCAUGAUAUUCCAGUUAAAUCAAGAGAAACCCAAUGUAAAGAAGAGGAAGGGAAAAUUUAAAAGAAGCCGGUUAAAACUUAAAGAUGGACACAGAAUUAGUUUGCCUUCAGAUUUCCAGCACAAAAUAACAGUGCAGGCAUCCCCCAAUCUGGAUAAGAGGAGGAGUUUAAACAGUAACAGCUCUAGUCCAUCAAGUAGCCCCACAAUAAUUCCUCGUCUUCGAGCUAUACAGUUGAUUCCCAAAACAGAUACACACACAACUAAUGGCCGAAGAAACAGUGUAUAUGUGUACCAGCAAGAUGUAGAUAUCACAAGUGAAUAUGAACUUCCCAGUGGGGUUAUGAAAAAAGUAACUUCAGAUGAAAGCAACAGAACUUGGGGAAGGAGUACAACUUACCACCAAGAAGAGUUUGAAGAUGUGAAAAGAAGUUUUAAAAAGAGAGGUUGUACAUGGGGACCAAGUUCAGUUCAAACAAAGGAUCGUGCAGAUUGUAAGGACAAAGUAAGACCCCUUUCAGAUGGCAGCAACCCUUGGUCAACCCUUUUAAUGAAAAAUCAGAAGGGUGUUCCCUUAGCUUCGCUAUUUGUGGACCAAGGUGUCUGUACUGAUAAGAAACUUCUCCCUGAAGGUUUGGACAGUAAAAGACCAAAGCCAAUUAAGUUGCCGAACCAGGCCUAUAUUAAUCUACCUCUUUGGAAAGAUGAUCAGGGAGAGAAUACAGUAGAACAUGAGAGCUUUGAAGAAGGAACUUCUGCUAGUUCUACAAAUAGUACUCCUCAAAUGACACCUACAAACAGUCUGAGCAGGACACUGCAUAAAAAGAAGACUGAUUCAGUGUUGUAUGGGUGUGCUGUCCUCCUUGCAUCUGUUGCCUUGGGGUUAGAUAUCAGGGAGCUAAACAAAUCACAGGGUCCAGAUGAACUCUUGCCUAAAGAUGAGAAAAAGAAGCGUGAUGGAAUAUUUCAGCGUGCUUCAAAAUUUCGCAGAAGUGCCAGCCCUACAAGACUGCAGUCCAAGAAAGAGGAAACAAAUAUUCCAUCCCUAAAUCCAGCUGCAAAUGCUGUGAAUCUUCUCUCUAUGCCCUCCAUUUCCACAAAAUGCCUACUUCAAUCUGAUAGUGAAGAUGCACUUGUAAGCACUGUGCUUGGUGAUUGUGGUCCCUGUAGUUCCACUGAUGACUUUUCACCUGAGAGUAAGAGAGAACAGAGGAUACAGCUGCCUCCUAACACAGUUUCUACACGGUUGAAAAAUCAGCCUUUUAGUCUUUGUCUGAAACAAGAAUCUCAAAAUGUGCCAAAUGAUUCCUCAACAACUUUAAGUGUGUUGGGUCACCGACGAACCUUAUCAGAUGGGAACAAUUUUCAUACCACAGCUAACGGAUUUGCUUCAACCAAUGAUGUCUCCACAUUACCAGUUCUAUCAGUUACUGGAACUCUGCACUCUCCAUCUGUUCAACAGAGAAGCAAUCACAGUGGUGUUUCAACUGAAAAACAAAGCGCUGUCAAUAUUAUAUCAAGGCCUCGACCUUCUUCUGUAAGAAGUAAAAUUGAUGCAUGGCAGAUUAUUCCACGUAUUAUUAAACCAAACUCUAAAGACUCGGAAUAUUUAGAGAGCAAUGUAGAUCCAGAUGUUAACUUCUUGCCAGAUACUGAGGGAAGAACUAACUGCCACAUGCCCUCAUUACUUGAUAUUGAUGUGGAAGGUCAAAACAGAGACUGUACUGUGCCUUUAUGUAGAAUGAAGAGCAAAACUUGUCGGCCAUCUAUAUAUGAACUGGAGAGAGAGUUUCUGUCGUGAGUGCCUUUCAUUUUAAAAAGAUUUGCUUUUUGAAGGGGAACAAAUAUAAAAAUCUUGU
Messenger RNA from Antrostomus carolinensis (chuck-will's-widow), 2488 nucleotides. It is a transcript of the gene MAP3K21, whose product is annotated as mitogen-activated protein kinase kinase kinase 21. The record is from RefSeq and is a predicted model, not a curated record. The transcript is spliced from 10 exons. Bases 13 to 2430 code for a protein of 805 amino acids. Gene Ontology annotation, biological process: protein phosphorylation. NCBI's taxonomy places the organism in Eukaryota, Metazoa, Chordata, Aves, Caprimulgiformes, Caprimulgidae. Gene Ontology annotation, molecular function: ATP binding; JUN kinase kinase kinase activity.